Elephantulus edwardii (Cape elephant shrew) is the source of this 933-nucleotide messenger RNA. RefSeq names its product olfactory receptor 4C16-like. Gene Ontology annotation, cellular component: membrane. Lineage: Eukaryota; Metazoa; Chordata; Mammalia; Macroscelidea; Macroscelididae. Gene Ontology annotation, biological process: G protein-coupled receptor signaling pathway. The record is from RefSeq and is a predicted model, not a curated record. Gene Ontology annotation, molecular function: G protein-coupled receptor activity; olfactory receptor activity. Bases 1 to 933 code for a protein of 310 amino acids. The transcript has a single exon.
AUGCUGCUGAAUAAUACUGUGACUGAAUUCAUCCUGCUUGGAUUGACACAGGAUCCUGUUAAAAAGAAAAUAGUAUUUGUCAUUUUCCUACUUUUCUACUUAGGAACUUUGUUUGGUAACUUGCUGAUUAUUGUCACCAUUAAGACCAGCCAAGCUCUUGGGAGUCCAAUGUACUUCUUCCUUUUCUAUUUAUCCUUAUCUGACACCUGCUUCUCUACGUCCAUAGCCCCGAGAAUGAUUGUGGAUACACUUUUGAAGAAUAGCACUAUCUCUUUCAGUGAGUGCAUCAUCCAAGUCUUUUCAUUUCAUUUCUUUGGCUGCCUGGAAAUCUUCAUCCUGAUCCUUAUGGCUGUUGACCGCUAUGUGGCCAUCUGUAAACCCCUGCACUACAUGACCAUCAUGAACAAGAGGGUCUGCAGUGUGUUGGUGGCUGUAGCCUGGGUGGGGUCUUGUGUGCAUUCUUUAGCUCAGAUUUUUCUGGCCUUGAGUUUACCUUACUGUGGUCCCAAUGUGAUUGAUCACUAUUUUUGUGACUUGCAGCCCUUGUUGCAACUCGCCUGCGCAGACACCUAUGUGGUCAAUCUACUACUAGUGUCCAAUAGUGGGGCCAUUUGUACAAUCAGUUUUGUCAUGCUGAUGAUCUCCUAUGUUAUAAUUUUGCAUUCUCUGAGACACCAUAGUGCUGAAGGGAGAAAAAAAGCCCUUUCCACUUGUGUCUCUCACAUUAUUGUAGUCAUCUUGUUCUUUGGUCCGUGCAUAUUUAUAUACACACGCCCAGCGACCACCUUUCCUAUGGAUAAAAUGAUAGCUUUCUUUUAUACAAUUGGAACGCCUUUGCUUAACCCACUAAUUUACACACUGAGAAAUGCAGAGGUGAAAAAUGCCAUGAAGAAGUUAUGGAGCAAGAAAGUGAUGUCAGAAGACCGACGGUGA